GGGAGUCCCACUUGUAAUAUGAUAGCAAGAAUAUACUGUAAUAUAAUAUAAAAGUAGCCAAAGGGGCUAUGUUCCUAGUUUUGUAACACGGAAUGGGAGGAGAUGUAAAGAGGAGGUUACAAAAACUAGGGUAAGAACUCAUUUCCCCAUCUUACUGAUGCACAGUCAGACCAAAGCUCUGUGUAAGUAUUUGUAUGUGUGAGUCAUAUUUGUGAUACACUCAGAAUGACUUGUGCGUGUUUUGUGUAUAGGUCCCUGCUUCUAAAAGAAAAAAUAAUCAGUGUGUCCUUAUACAGGAUACAAAGAAUGGAGUCAAAACCCUCAAGAAUUCCUCGAAGGAUAUCUGUUCAGGCCUCCAGCUCUUCGCUAGGAUCUAGAACAUUGACUGGAAACAGUUUAGCUGGUGCAUAUAGUGCAAGAGAAUCUUCACGGAGAUUAGAAUCUGGAUACCAGGAAUCCAGUGUAUUGAAUAGUUCCAGUAGAGACUGGGGAAUUGGAGAAAGAGACACCCAUGAAACUCCUUGGAAGCUUACAACGUCCUCUCCAACUCGCUACUCAGGGACACUUGAUCAUCCGCAUUCUGGAAGAUUUUUGGGAAGCAGAAGCAGAUUGUCUACAUCUUCUUCCUCUCAUUUUACAUCUGGGUGUUAUGGUGAGUCUGAGAGAACUCAGGGAGCAUAUUCAAGACUGCAUAGCCAGCAGCGAGAUAGUGAUUCAAAGAGACCUAAGCUAUCUUGUACAUCUACCUCUUCUGUGAGAAGUAAUGGCUUGACUGCCUUUUCAGAUUCCUCUUGGAGGUACAGUAGGAUUCCUAGAUCUUCAUCAGUGAUGCUUGGCUCCCUUGGAACUGAGCUGGUGAGAGAGCGAAGAGAGUUAGAAAGAAGAACAGAUCUGUCUGUUAAUAACCUGGUGGAUCACAGCUACAGAAACAGUGACUUUUCAUCUUCAACAUAUCUUCAAGACAGGCCUGCCUCUUCAUAUGCAGAGGGAGCAAGACCAAAAGAGAACUCGUUAAGCACUUUGAGGCUGAAUGCAUCCAUGAACCGCCAGUUGCCUUCUGAUCAUCAGCCAUCUUUUUUCAACAGAGACUCUAACAUGAGCUCUUCAAGAUCCAGCUAUUCUUCAAGACAAAGGAGAAAUGAAUUGGAAUCUCCCCAGAGGAGCAUGCAGCCAGCAUUUUCUCUUACUGCCAUUAGAGGUGAAACUCCUUCCUCAAGUGGUCCUGAAAGGGUUUUAUCUUCUCAGAGGUCAUUGAACGAGCCUGCGGCUGACAGCGAAGGGAGGCGCACAACCAGACAGCUGCUGUCUCGUUUAGCAUCUAGUAUGUCAUCUACAUUUUUCUCUCGAAGGUCUAGCCAAGACUCAUUGCAUACAAGAUCAUUAGGCUCUGAAGAGUCAACGGUGGUCCCAAGAGUUCAAGCUUCUACUCUGUCAAUUAGUAAUGGAGCUGCAACUCCAGAAGUUCCAGGACUUCAGACAUCUGAAGCUUCUCAGGGAUUUAGUUUUCUUAGACGAAGAUGGGGUUUAUCAGGAGUUUCACAAAAUCAUAACUCUGAUUCAGAUGGGGAAAGUUACAGGCCAGACUCUGAAAGUAGGAGCACAGGAUCCUGGUUAUCAUCAUCUUUGAGGAACAGAUGUACACCUCUCUUUUCCAGAAGAAGAAGAGAAGGAAGAGAUGAAUCCGCAAGGAUCUCUACCUCUGAUACAACUGCUAGAUCACAACAUGUCUUCAGAAGAAGAGAGUCAGGUGAGGAGACCUCUCUUGAAGCAUCAGAUAGCCCUCCUCGGGCUUCUGUUAGCAGACCACCAACACCUGCAGUAUCUGGUAUUCCUACAGCUACUGCCUCCCCACCAGAUUCAGCCCACAGUAGGAGAAGUUCUGGAAUUCUGCCUGGUUCUCUCUUUCGCUUUGCAGUGCCUCCAACAUUAGGAAGCAGUCUGUCUGACAAUCUUAUGAUAACUGUAGAUAUUAUUCCCUCUGGCUGGAAUCAGUCUGAUGGACAAGAAAGUGGCAAGUCUAAAAUACCACCUUCAAGAGAUCCAGAAAGACUCCAGAAAAUUAAAGAGAGCCUGCUUCUAGAAGAUUCUGAAGAUGAAGAGGGUGACUUAUGCAGAAUCUGUCAGAUGUCCUCUGCAAGUUCUGACAACCUUUUAAUAGAGCCAUGCAAAUGCACUGGAAGUCUGCAGUAUGUUCACCAGGAGUGCAUGAAAAAAUGGCUGCAGUCCAAGAUUAAUUCAGGUUCUUCUUUGGAAGCAGUAACAACUUGUGAACUGUGCAAGGAGAAGUUGCAUCUGAAUCUGGAAGACUUUGACAUUCAUGAACUCUAUAGGGCACAUGCAAAUGAACAAGCAGACUAUGAAUUUAUCAGCUCUGGUCUCUACCUUGUAGUGUUGUUACACUUAUGCGAGCAGCGCUUUUCUGAUAUGCUAGGAACUGCAAGUGAGGCCAGCACACGUGUCAGAUUUAUUAACCUUGCAAGAACUCUUCAGGCACAUAUGGAAGAUAUUGAAACUUCUGAGGAUGAUUCUGAAGACUGAUGCUGGUAGAAACUUCAUACUGCAAGAGACAAAUGGAAUUGCUGCAGAAAUGCUGAACUGGCAAGAACAACAUCAAUGUGCACUUGGUUUUUUUCCUUUCCUUAGUAAAAAGCGCAUUGAAUAUUACUGUAGUUUUUGAAGCAUUGUUGAAUUCGCAAUCAACUGCUGCACAGUGGAACUCGUGGUGGACUUGAAAACUGCUCAGCAUGUGCGAGGAUUAGAUACAUAUACAGCAACUUCCUUUUUUAAAUGAUGAGGAUGAUGUGCUUUGUUUUGGAAGACAUCAGAUUUUGAAUAUUUAAGGAAGCUCUAUCUCCCUUUAUGUUUCCUUCUUACUGUAGUCAGAUUUCUGGUUUUGUCUAUCAAGUUUUGCUCCUCUACUGGCACUAAGUGGUUAUAGUGGGUUUCAGGGUGAGGGUGGGCGGGGAGGGUGGGGAUGUCCAUGUACUUAAAUAGGUUUUGUUUGGGUUUUUUUAAAUGCCUCUGUUGCCACAUCAUAUAAUAACUGAUUGCUUCCAGUGUUAAUGAAUGAACAGGAGGAUGAGCAAGAUACUGUAGAGGUUGUUUGGGUUUUGAUUUAUUUGAAGAUUAUUAUUUAACUCAAAAAGCAAUAAGAACUUGCAGUGGUCUUCUAAUACUUAGUGAUGGGUUUUUUUAUGUACCGGUUUGGAAAUUGGAGAUUAUAUUUGAUAUUAUGUGGCUGUUCCAUUAUAGAAUAUUGCAGGUGUAAAGUCUUGCGUUUCAGCAUUCCUAGCAGAUAUGCAACUUGGUAAAGACCUAAGGUUGUUAAGUUUAAUCAGACUUUUUUAGAUCCCACCUUCACUGUUCAAAGCACUGGUUAUCAAUGUGUUUUCUAGUGUUGUCACUUCUUUAUAAAUAAAGAUGAUAGAGGUAUGCAUCUCUGCUGGUAUUGUCCAUUUUAUUUAAACAUGGAUAUCUACCAGAACUUACACUUGAAAACUUAGAAAGCUAUAGUCUGUGGUAUAUCUUUACUAAUGUUUGUAAAUUCUUAUGCAGUUAUUUAAGAUUGUUUCUGACCAUUUUGGAUUGAAAUGCUUUAUAUGAAUGGUGGUACAAUAAAUUGUCAUACAUG
Pygoscelis adeliae (Adelie penguin) is the source of this 3631-nucleotide messenger RNA. RefSeq names its product membrane-associated ring finger (C3HC4) 7, E3 ubiquitin protein ligase (gene MARCHF7). Gene Ontology annotation, biological process: protein autoubiquitination. The transcript is spliced from 10 exons. Gene Ontology annotation, molecular function: ubiquitin binding; ubiquitin conjugating enzyme binding; zinc ion binding. Bases 226 to 2538 code for a protein of 770 amino acids. Gene Ontology annotation, cellular component: nucleus. The record is from RefSeq and is a predicted model, not a curated record. Lineage: Eukaryota; Metazoa; Chordata; Aves; Sphenisciformes; Spheniscidae.